Messenger RNA from Camellia sinensis, 539 nucleotides. The record is from RefSeq and is a predicted model, not a curated record. Lineage: Eukaryota; Viridiplantae; Streptophyta; Magnoliopsida; Ericales; Theaceae.
UUCCCCUACCAGGGUCCAACAAUGAAUCUUGGUGCCAGGGAUUAGAUGGAUUGGCUUCUAGAUCUGCCGAAUACUAUAAGCAAGGUGCUCGCUUUGCAAAGUGGCGCACAGUUGUCAGCAUUCCUUGUGGUCCUUCUGCUUUGGCUGUGAAAGAAGCAGCAUGGGGACUUGCUCGUUAUGCUGGCAUUUCUCAGGAUAAUGGUCUUAUGCCUGUUGUGGAACCUGAGAUUCUUCUUGAUGGGGAGCACCCUAUUGAGAGGACACUAGAGGUGGCGAAGCGUGUUUGGGCAGAAGUCUUCUACUAAUUGGCUGAGAACAAUGUGAUGUUUGAAGGUAUCUUACUUAAGCCCAGCAUGGUAACCCCAGGAGCUGAGCAUAAGGAGAAAGCUUCUCCAGAGACCAUUGCCACAUACACCACUAUGCUUAAGAGGAGAGUGCCUCCUUCAGUUCCAGGAAUCAUGAUAAUAUUUGGUGAUGAUGUUAUUGAUGAACAGAUAGGAUUUGUUGUUAUUGAUGAUGAUGUUGAACAGAUAAGUUAG